Molecule: messenger RNA, 2322 nt
Organism: Haemonchus placei
Lineage: Eukaryota; Metazoa; Nematoda; Chromadorea; Rhabditida; Trichostrongylidae
Source: the annotation of a GenBank genome assembly
AUUGUCCCCCUUGGGGCAGGGCAAGACGUUGGUCGGUCUUGUAUUCUGGUUACUAUCGGUGGAAAGAAUGUGAUGCUUGACUGUGGUAUGCAUAUGGGCUACCAGGAUGAACGACGUUUUCCGGAUUUUUCAUAUAUCGGCGGAGGAGGAAAGUUGAAUGAUUACUUGACCUGCGUGAUUAUAUCUCAUUUUCAUUUGGAUCAUUGUGGAUCCCUACCUCAUAUGAGUGAAAUUGUUGGAUUUGAUGGUCCGAUCUACAUGACCUACCCAACAAAAGCCAUUGCACCAGUGCUCUUGGAGGAUUACCGAAAAGUGCAGACGGAGUUUCGAGGAGACACAAACUUCUUCACAUCGGCUAACAUUAAAGCUUGUAUGAAAAAGGUUAUAGCGGUAAAUCUCCAUGAGACAGUGCAAGUAGACAGCGAACUGUCUAUUCGUGCCUUCUACGCCGGUCAUGUGCUCGGCGCAGCUAUGUUCGAAAUCCGUGUUGGUCAUCAAAGCAUAUUAUAUACAGGUGAUUAUAACAUGACGCCCGAUCGGCAUUUGGGAGCAGCUCGGGUGUUACCAGGCCUUCGACCCGACUGUCUCAUCUCUGAGUCAACCUACGCUACCACAAUUCGAGAUUCGAAACGAGCACGAGAAAGAGAUUUCCUCCGGAAAGUACACGAUAGAGUAAUGGCGGGAGGAAAGGUUCUGAUUCCUGUUUUUGCGUUGGGCCGAGCUCAGGAGUUGUGUAUUCUUCUUGAAUCGUACUGGGAACGGAUGGAUUUGAAAAUACCCAUUUAUUUUUCCCAAGGUUUGGCGGAACGAGCAAAUCAGUAUUAUCGAUUGUUCAUAAAUUGGACCAAUGAAAAGAUCAAACGCACUUUUGUCGAAAGGAACAUGUUCGAUUUCAAGCACAUCAAGCCUCUUGAUAAAGGUUACGAGGAAAUGCCUGGCGCCAUGGUGUUAUUCUCAACCCCAGGAAUGUUACACGGAGGUCAGUCUCUAAAAGUAUUCCGGAAAUGGUGUCAUGACCCCAGGAAUAUGAUUAUAAUGCCUGGUUACUGUGUGGCUGGAACUGUCGGCGCAAAGGUGAUAAGUGGAAUGAAGAAGAUAGAAAUUGAAGGUAAAAUGCAUGACAUCAACCUGGCUGUAGAGUACAUGUCGUUCAGCGCUCAUGCGGACGCGAAAGGAAUAAUGCAGCUGAUCAGAGAUUGCCAGCCCCGCAGUGUGAUGUUUGUACAUGGUGAAGCGGCCAAAAUGGAAUUUCUCAAGGGAAAAGUCGAAAAAGAGUUCCGAGUUCCGGUAUUAAUGCCUGCAAAUGGCGAAUCGGUGACCAUUCCUGGAAUCGCUAAUUUGGAGGUCGAUGUACCUCAAGAUAUCGUACAACGAUGUCUAGACCUCGACCCCACUCCAUCAAAAAAGGCUUGUCCUUUCUCGGCGUGUUUAGUUAUGGAUAAACAGAACGGAUUAGAGGUGAUCUCAUGUGAGGCAGCUGCCAGCAGGUUACAGCUUGGCUUGCAUACUAUAACCCUGUCACAGUUGGUAAAAUCCCGCUCAGUAGUUGAUUGGAGAGCCCUUUCUGAAGCAUUGUCUAUUCAUGACACCCACCUGCAACAUAAACAGGACGGCAUUGAGCUUUUUCAUGGUGAAAUAUGUGUGCUACCUGUGAAGGAGCGCACCUGGACAACGAUGCUCGCAGCCGGUCAGCUUGUUAGUGAUUGGCUCAGUGCUGAAGCUAUUGCUCCACACGUCGAACUGGGUGAUCUCCUCGAAUUUAGAAGAGUAGCUCGAAUUGGAGGAGCCCCACGAAAUAUAUACACGCAUUGGGGUGUGUACAUAGGACGUCAUGAGGAUAUACCACUUGUUGUUCAUCUUUCCGGUGGCGAUGGAGAUUUUGAUAAAAUAGGUGAAGGCAAAGUUGACUCGCUCAGCGGUGGACCGUCUAGUCUAAUUAAAGCAUGCACUGCCCAGGUUCGUUGUGAUCCAUUGCUGUCGAUAGCCCGUGAAGACCUGGUGAGAAUCAACAACGCUCAUGACGUUGAUCAUCAGCCAUUCCCUCCGAGGAUAGUCGUAGAACGAGCCGUACUUCAGCUAGGUUCCGGGAAUUACAGUAUCUUCAUGAAUAACUGCGAACAUUUUGUGAAGUGGUGUCGCUAUGGAAACAGGAUCAGUGGACAGGCUGUUGCUGUAAAGAGUGUACUUCUGGGUACCGCUUUAGCUGCUGUGGGAGCACCGCCAGCGCUUGCGAUAGGUACAGGUUUUGCUUUUCUCGCCUUAGCGACUCCUGUGUCCAAGUUGAUCAGUCGGUACUAUGGGUCCCACUUCUCGCUUUUUUAA